AGGAGAAAAAAAUCAUCAGUGAGGAAGGAGUGAGCUUUUGAUCCAGGGCAAAGAAUUUGGCGCCUCGCCUUAUAUGGGCGAGAGGGCGCGCCGGCACAGAUGCUAUUGAUCCAUGGAUCCUCGCGGCCCAGCUCGCCUGACCACGGCAAUGCGGCGGCGGCGGCGGCGGCGGUGGCGCCGUUGGGUGCCUGCCAGGAUCAGGGCAGCGGCAGGAUGGACGAUGCCGAGUUUAGCGCGGCGCUGGAGAUGAUGCUUUGCUCGCCGCAAGAGCAGGGAGGCGGUGGGAACGGGUUGAUGAAGAACGAGGUGGAGUGGGCGCAGGAGGGAUGGACCAGCCUGCUCAAUCCCAGCGACGGCGGCGGCGAUGGCGAGGAAUCAUCCAGCAAGAAAGGGGUGGUGGUGCCACAGUUUGUGCAAGUCCGGGACAAUUCCGGGAGCGCUACUCCCAGCAAUAGCAGCAGCUCGGGUGGGAGUGGAAUCUCUCCGAAUCUCAAGCAGCGCUUGCGGUGGACGCCGGAGCUUCACCAGCGAUUCGUGGAGGCUGUGGCUCUCCUCGGCGGCCCCGAAACUGCUACCCCAAAGUCGGUUCUUAGCGUCAUGGCGGUGCCGGAGAUCACCAUUUACCACGUCAAGAGCCAUCUCCAGAAGUAUCGACUUAACAAGCAAAUCCCUGAGGCCCCCGAAGGAGCUCCCAAGCCCGAGAAGAAGAAGCUCACAUUGAACAAGUUGGCCGAAACCACAGCGGUGACGGAAAACCUCCGACUGCAAAUGGAAGUCCAGCGGCGACUUCACGAAACCAUAGAGAUCCAACGCCAGCUCCAGCUCCAGAUCGAAGCUCGCCUCCAGCUAAUGCACGACGGCGAGCUCAAGCUCAAACACACACAAGCCAAGAGCAUUCAAAGCGAGGACAAGGGAGAACCAGAGGCCACUUGUUCUUCCAAAGGCGACGAAGUCGUUGCCGAGGCGGCGGCGAAUCCAGGCCUCGCAGUGCCAAAGACGAAAAGGCCACUGGAUCACGAGGAAGAUCGCACGGAAGAUACGAGCGAAGUUACGUGUAACAACGCGACUGUCUCACCCAAAAGACGGCUCAAACUAUCACAACCUGGAGCGAGCGAGAGCUCAGUGGUCUCACACUGAAAAACCAGCUUUCGUGUAACAUAGUAGCCAUAGAUUUUCUUUCGCGGCAAUCAAUCCAGAGUACAUAAAAAUUCUUCUUUUCA
This is a messenger RNA of Selaginella moellendorffii, 1220 nucleotides long. RefSeq names its product myb family transcription factor PHL7-like. The coding region runs from base 100 to 1137 and encodes 345 amino acids. Gene Ontology annotation, molecular function: DNA binding; DNA-binding transcription factor activity. The record is from RefSeq and is a predicted model, not a curated record. NCBI's taxonomy places the organism in Eukaryota, Viridiplantae, Streptophyta, Lycopodiopsida, Selaginellales, Selaginellaceae. The transcript is spliced from 7 exons.